CGCUACUCCACAACAAAGCCUCCUGGCACAAAUCGUGCAGAGAUCUGUGUAAUAACACCAAGCUAGGGCGUGCAAAGAAACGAAAAAUAGCUGAUGCUGCAGAAGAGGAAAUAAUAGAUGAAACAGAAGAAUAAAUUCCCUCUGGCCCUGUGAAAGCUAGGAGAUCUAGUGUAGAACGUUAUAAUCCCCAAAGGCAAUGUUUUUUCUGUGACGAAUACGAUAGUUCUGGCAUCUUCAUUCUGCAUUGACCCUAGAUGUUGACAAAAGGGUCAGAGAGUGUGCCGCUGUUCUAAAUGAGAAAAAACUUAUUGCUCAACUGUCUGUUGGUGAUUUAAUUGCCAUGGAGGCAAAGUACCAUGCAAAGUGCUUGGUUGCCUUGUAUAAUAAGGCCAGACUUUUUAAACAAACACAGCAUGAAAAAGGAGAUUUACGCAAAAUUAAAGUUGCGUAAAUCUGUGUAAAGUUCGUUAAGCAACUUUACGCUAGCUUUAUUAUGGUUGUAAAGACGUUUAAAGGUAGAUUUACGUAAUCGGACUUAAAGCUCUCUUAAAGGUAUCGUAAAGCUGAAGAGUCAGAUUUACGGUCACUGUAAAGUUUGCGUAAAGCUAAACUUGCUAGACUGAAAUAAGAGUUGUUGUGAAGCUAGCAACAAUUUGUCUAGACAUAUUAAUGCUGUUUUAGAUUUUACCUAAAGGUUGUGAUAAGCCAUAUAUGAUAGCGCACAGUAUGUGUAUGAUCAAGGUUGCUGUGCACCACGUCAACCCCUCACAGACUCUAGUCAUCGCAUUAGAUCAGCCACUGUUUGCCUUAGCAAAGCAAAUUAAGUAGCCACUUCCCGAGUUCAGUGAAGCACAAUUCGUCAUUAUGCUUGGGGGACUGCACAUAGAGAUGACAUCCCUCAAAAUGGUUGGUAAGUGGCUGAGUGGCAGCGGGUGGGCAAAGGUCAUGUGUAACGCAGGAGUAGCAACGCAAAGGGUAGCAGAGUCAUUUCUGUCGGCAAGCCAUGUAACCCGUACACGACACGCACACCAGGUGACGGCUGCAAGUCUACAUAUUCUGAUGAGUAAAGCCUACAGUGUAUAUCAAGCCAAAUUGCGAGAAAAUGAGCAAGAAAACCUGUUGUCGAAAGAAGAAUGGAAAGAUGGAAUGUCGAAAAAGUCCCCGCAGUUUCAUUACUGGUCAAAAGUGCUCAAUCUGGAGUUGAUCUGUCUUCGGCUGGUGAGAGCUCUCCGAGAAGGUAACUUUUCUUUGUACAUCAACGCCUUACGACAGAUACUGCCAUGGAUGUUUGUGAUGGACCAUUCUAACUACGCCAAGUGGCUUUCUGUGCACUACGCAGACAUGUGUGUACCUCAAUCCACUCAUCCAAGUGUGUACAAAUAUUUCAUCGAUGGCUCUUUUGUAGUACACAAGACCACCAAACUGUUCUCGUCCAUAGCGCUAGAUCGUUGUCACGAGCAGGUUAAUGCCGUCGUUAAAGGAGAAGGAGGCGCAGUUGGCCUUACCGAGAAUCCAGCGGCCCCAAGAAGAUGGAUUGUGGCAGGUCCUGAAAUAUCCAGAAUGGUUCACGAAUUUGAAGGCGGAAACUCUUGGACAGAGGAAAAUGUGACCCAUCACGAGCAGAAGCCGGCGGUCCAGAAUGCUUUCUCCAAAGACGUUCUGAAUACUGUAUCUUCAUAUGAAGAACUUGGAAACCCGUUUUUGGAAGAAGGUGAAAACCUGAUGGCGAUCCAUACUAAGGAUAUCAUGGAUGAUACUGUAGUCAGAACUAUCCGCGAUGCAAGAAAGAUUGGAGAGGAACAAUUCAAUUCGUUUAUUAAAGAGCGAUUCAUUGACAGAAGCAAGCCAGUUACAUACCCGCUUAAGAAGAAUAAUCUCCCUAUAAUGAACACUCCGAACAAGAAGAUCGUUUCGAAAGACAAGGCGAAAGUGGAAGUUUUGAAGGAGGACUGUUCUCUGUUUUCGAGGCUGUACAUAGCCUGUCAAAUCCGGAAUGGAAACUUGGAAGAUUUCUUCAAAUAUGAGAACCAACUAUGGCGCCAUCAUUUUCACAGCCUGGCCAGCUCAGGGGAGGACAUAAGGAAGACUUGCUGA
Stylophora pistillata is the source of this 2094-nucleotide messenger RNA. RefSeq lists its product as uncharacterized. The record is from RefSeq and is a predicted model, not a curated record. Lineage: Eukaryota; Metazoa; Cnidaria; Anthozoa; Scleractinia; Pocilloporidae.